AUGGCCAGCCAGGUGAUGAUGUCACAGUGGGGGUCAAGAGCCAGAGGGACCUCCUGAAUCACUGUUGGGGAAUGAGGCUCAUUGUAAGUACAACAUUUAACAUCAGACCCAAAACUAUCAACCCCGGUGCCUUACAAAAUCUGCUGUGUGGUUGUUGACUUUACUCAAACACUUGUAUAGCACUUAGUCACCAUAAUAGCUAUUUGAAAUUGUAUACUGCAGUUAGAGUAAUGAGAUUCUAAGCAUUCUUUACAUAUAUUACAUGCCUAUAACAGAAAAUAACACUUCACUCAGGUUUUGACAUGUUUUGUUAUCUGGCAAAAAUGUCCUGGCGGCUGUACGCCCUGAACAAAGACUAGAGCAGUUCCUGCACCCCGCCUUAAAUAAACAACAUGGCUCUGUGGAACAAAAUGUUUUCAUAAACCGUAUAAGGCCACUCAAGAUGAGUACAAUCCCUUCAAACUUGUCAGUCCAGAACAUAACAUUGAAUUAAGGCCUGAUGCAUGUUAUCACACGCAAAUCCAAAAGGAAAACCUCACCGCUGCCCAGGUCCGAGUGCUUCUCUAACUGGACUUCUCUAAUCAGAGCUGUGGCCUUCCUCAUCCAUAUUGCUAGUUCAUACAAGCUUGCAGACCGUUCCACAGAUUGUAGUGGAUGGGCCCAGUGCAACAGACAUUGGACACAAGAUGAACUGUCUCAAGCUGCGAAGGUCAUCAUAUUUGCAGUCCAAAAAGAGGCCUUCCCAGCUGCAAAAAACCGUGCCCAAGAACAGCUGGGCUGGAAUAAGGCUUGAUUGGAAUUGGUGGCAGUCUCAAGCAUGCACCAAUGGACUCUGGGGAGAAAAACCUGAUGGUUCUGCCCAAACAAAGCCACAUUUCCACAUUGUUUGUCCACAAUCAUCAUGAAAAGGUGAAUCAUCAAAGUCGUCACUUCACUGAAGGAGCACUCAGAUCUUCUGGUCUUUGGAUCAGCAGGAGCAAACGACUUGUCAGUUCAGAUGUACAUGAAUGCAUCAACUGCCGACAGCUCUGUGGCAAGAUAGAUGAGCAAAACAUGGCAGACUUGCCACCAGAACACCUAAACACAUCUCCCCCCUUUACCUACAUGGGACUAGAUGUGUUUGGACCUUGGUCAGUUGCCACAUGACGGACGAGAGGUGGGUAUGCUGAGAGCAAACGUACCUGCCUUAGUAUCAGAGAGGUGCACAUUGAGGUUAUUGAGUCCAUGGACACCACCAGCUGCAUCAAUGCACUUAAGGCACUUUUUUGCAAUUCGUGGACCUGUGAAUUACAUAACAUGAGAUUGUGGAACAAACUUUGUUGGAGCCAGCAAGGAGCUCGGACUCAGCAAGCAACGACAGGAUGCUAAUGUUGUAGAUACCUGAGUGACCAUGGCUGUUCCUGGGAGUUCAACCCCCCUCAUGCUUCGCACAUGGGAGGCACCUGGGAAUGGAUGAUUGGAGAAGCCCGCAGAAUUCUUGACUGCAUGCUACAACAAACACAUACUCAUCUUUCCCAUGAAGUCUUGUGCAUACUGAAGCCUCUGCCAUCAUUAAUGCUAAACCCCUUGUCCCAGUUUCCACUGACGGUGAUUCACCAUUCCUCUUGACGUCUGCAACACUACUUACCCAAAAGGCUGGAACUCCUCCUCCACCAUGUGAAAUCACUGACAAAGACCUACGCCAUAGGGCUUCAAUCCUCUCAUGGGGACGCCCCCAGCCAUCUCACAGUUUAAUUGUUGCCCUGAAAUAGCUCACCUGAAUCAAAACAGGUUAGGGCUUGUAAAUUAGUUAAAAGGUUGAUCCAGGAGUGCUAGCUCUGGGAUACAUCUAAUAGAUGGAAUGGCUGGGGGGUCCCCAGGAGAGGGUUGGAGACCUAUGACCUACACCAAAGCCAUUGAAGGCAGGUGUAUGUUUUUGCUAAACAGUUUUGAACCCGCUGGAAACGCCAGUACUUACCAACGCUUCAGAGUCAUCACAAGUGGAAUGAGUCGCUGUGAUCUGCAGAAAGGUGACAUGGUGCUGCUAAAAAACAGUCACACUACAUGUAACAAGUGGCCUAUGGCACUGAUUACCUCUACCUUUCCAAGCCAGGAUGGAAAGAUGCAAAAGAUCAAAUAAAGGACCAUGGCUCAAGGUACAAUGACCUGCGUCAUCGGUCAAUGUUCUUUUCUCCAAAGGGGACUGAAAACUCUGUUUUGUUUAUUGUAAAUAAUUGUUAGUGGCAUCACAGAUGCCAAGCAGGGAGAGUUCAGCCUUCCCGGCCUUAUAUUUCUUUUAGUUUAUUUAGCACUGGUAGUGGCCACAAUCAGUACUGCAACAGUAGGAAAUGGGAAGUAGAAAGCACAUUGUUUACAUAUUUCUUGAUGGAUGAAUGUUUGCAGGCUGCAACAACAUCUUUCAUCCAUCCUUUGAUUUUCACUACCGUAAGCAUCGCAUGUGAGAUAGACAAGUGGGUUUAUCUAACUCAGCAGUGCCUUUGUGUGUGACAAUUGGGCUCAUACAGGUAGAAAUCGUGUUUCCUGGGAAUCAGGCAAGCUAAGUGAAAAACAACAAUGGGAAACAACCAGAGUCUCCUUGAGAAGAAAGGAUACAAUAUACAGAACGAGAUAGAGAAUGGUGUCAUUGCUACAGACAAAGAUGGUGACGCAUUUGUAAUCAAAGAAAUCAAACUUGAGACUGCUGAUGCUCAAAACAUACUCUCUAAGAUGAGAUCUCUCAUGGAAAUAAGUCACCCUCAUAUUGCAAGCUACAGAAACUCUUUUCAAGAUGGUAAUAGUUACUAUGUAGUUAUGGACCUUUGUGAGGGUGGAGAUCUGUCACAGAAGAUAAGAGAGAGAAGGAAGACUGGGACCCCUUUCUCAGAAGAACAGAUCAUGGACUGGCUUGUUGAGAUCUGCAUGGCUCUGAAGUGUGUCCAUGAUAAGAAUCUUCUUCACAGAGACCUGAGACCACAGAAUAUCUUCCUCACUAAGUUUGGGACACUUUGUUUGGGAGAUUUUGGAAGAGUCACUGAAAAUGGUAGAAGACCUUCAGAUAAUGGAGAAUUGGCCUAUUUAGGUCCAGAGAUUCUGAAAGGUGGAACUUAUAACAACAAAAGUGAUAUAUGGUCCCUGGGGUGUGUGCUGUAUGAGAUGUGCAUGCUUCAGUCUGCAUUCCAUGCAGAGAGCACAGUCAACCUCAUCCCUAAAAUAUUAGGUAGCUCUUACCCAUCUCUCCCAGCGAGAUUCCCACCUGAGCUCCGUGACCUGCUACGUGACAUCUUCCAACAAGACACAUCCAGAAGGCCUUCUGUUGAUGAAAUUCUUGCAAAACCCUUCAUUAUUUGUUUCCUCAGGGAAAAGAAUUGGAAAACAAUGAAAGUACUCCAGACAAAUGUGGACAAGCUGAAAGCGUUGGCAGACGGCUUGGAGCGUGUGCACCAGGGCACCACCAUAGGCAGUCUGACAGGAGGUGUUAUUGGGGCCGCUGGAGGAAUCACCUCCAUAGUGGGACUCAUCCUAGCUCCCUUCACUCUGGGCGCCUCCCUAAUCGUUACUGGGGUCGGUGUUGGGGUGGCUGUCGCUGGUGGAGCCACAGCCGGAGUAUCAAACAUAACCAACAUGGUCAAUCAGUCUACAGACCGAAAAGCCAUCAAGAACAUCAUCAAGGAGUUCCAGGAGAAGAUGACCUGUGUGGUGACAUCUAUCCAAGACAUGGCUAGGGGGUUGGAGGCACUGAGGACAAGUGUCCACUUUGACGCAGAAAGUUACCAAUCUACAAAUGAGAAUGCGUCAAGGGCUAGUGCACGAGUUGUAAGGGGCCUAGGGGGCAUUCCUGAGCUUGUCCGAUUGGUCCAAGUGACCAACAUCGGCAGGGUUGCAGCCCAAGCUGCCAGGGCAGUGCGUGUGGCAGAAGUGUUAACAGGAAUAUUCUCAGCCUUUUUUGUAGCGGUUGAUGUUUUUUUCAUCGCUGUGGAUGCCAAAGAGAUCCACAACAUUCGACAAGUGAAGGCAAACAAGCAGUCUGGUGAUACCUCAGAGGCUGAGGUUAAGUCAGAGACCAUGAAGUUCAUCCAGACAAUCCGACAGACAGCUGAUCAGCUGCAGGAUAGCCUGGAUGAACUGAAUAGCGUAAUUUCAGACCUGUAAUAACUGAGUGUAUAGUCAGUUGAAGUGAUGCCAAAACAACAAAUAGAGCAGAUUUUAUUCAUUCAAGUCAUCAUCAUCUUCCGCUUAUCCGGGGCCAGGUCACGGGGGCAGCAGUCUAAGCAGAG
This is a messenger RNA of Esox lucius (northern pike), 4253 nucleotides long. Its product is annotated as serine/threonine-protein kinase nekl-2-like. Gene Ontology annotation, cellular component: extracellular region. Lineage: Eukaryota; Metazoa; Chordata; Actinopteri; Esociformes; Esocidae. Gene Ontology annotation, molecular function: protein tyrosine kinase activity; ATP binding; lipid binding. The transcript is spliced from 11 exons. The record is from RefSeq and is a predicted model, not a curated record. The coding region runs from base 2554 to 4128 and encodes 524 amino acids. Gene Ontology annotation, biological process: lipoprotein metabolic process; lipid transport; protein phosphorylation.